CUCCCUCCUCUCUAACUGUCGCCUCUCUCCUCCCCACACCCUUCAGCUCUCAGCUCCUCCCUCUGCUCCUCCCACUGUUCCUCCCAUUUCCUUUCAGGCUUGCCUCUGAGAGGAAACUGAAAGUGAAAUAGGGAGCCACGGCCAACAGAUCAGCCUACCCAAAAUCUUCAGUUCUGCUUAAGAGGGACAUCACCACUAUGGCCUCAGCAAUACCCCUGGAAAUGAUGUGGGAAGAGGUCACAUGCGCUAUCUGCCUCGAUCCCAUGGUGGAUCCUGUGAACAUCGAAUGUGGCCACAGCUUCUGCCAAGAAUGCAUCUCUCAGGUUGGGAAAGAUGGAGGCAGUGUCUGUCCUGUGUGCCGGCAGCACUUUAUGCUCAGGCACCUCAGACCCAACCGGCAGCUAGCCAACAUGGUGGAAAACCUUCGACGAAUAGGCCAGGAUGCCAAGAAAGAGACACAGGGAGCACGCUGUGCUGUGCAUGGAGAGAAACUUCACCUGUUCUGUGAGAAAGAUGGGCAGGCCCUUUGCUGGGUGUGUGCCCAAUCCAAGAAACACCGUGACCACACCAUGGUCCCUAUUGAGGAGGCUGCUCAGGAAUACCAGGAGAAGCUCCAAAAGGCAUUAGAGAAACUGAGAAGGAAGCAGGAGUUGACAGAGAAGUUGGAAGUGGAUCUUGCAAUGAAGAGAGCAGACUGGAAGAGGCAGAUUGAGACACACAAAUCAAGGAUUCAUGCAGAGUUUAUGCAGCAGAAAAUCUUCCUGGAUGAAGAAGAACAGAGGCAGAUGCAGAAGCUGGAGAAGGAUGAGAUGGAACAACUUAGAAUCCUGGGAGAGACGGAAGCUGAACUGGCCCGGCAAAGCCAGACCCUGCAAGAGCUGAUCUCGGAGCUGGAGUGGAAGAGUCGGGGCUCAGCACUGGAGCUCCUGCAGGAGGUGAAAGUUGUCCUGGAAAGGAGUGAGUCCUGGAACCUGAAGAAGCUGGACAUUGACUCCCCAGACCUAAGAAGUAUCUGUCAUGUGCCAGGACUAAAGAAAAUGCUGAGGAGCUAUGGAGUAUACAUCACUCUGGAUCAAGACACAGCCAAUCCAUGGCUCAUCCUUUCAGAGGACAGGAGACAAGUGAGACUUGGAAACACCCGACAGGAUGUACCAGAAAAUGAAGAGAGAUUUGAUAAUUACCCUAUAGUCCUCAGUGCCCAGAGCUUCAACUCUGGAAAACACUACUGGGAGGUAGAUGUGACGGGAAAGGAGGCCUGGGACCUGGGGGUCUGCAGAAACUCUGUACGGAGGAAGGGGCAAUUUUUGGUCGAUACUGAGAAUGGUUUCUGGACAAUUUGGUUGUGGAACAAAAAGUAUGAGGCUGGCACUUGUCCCCAGACUCCCCUCCAUCUUCAGGUGCCUCCGUGCCAAGUUGGGAUUUUUUUGAAUUAUGAGGAUGGCAUCAUCUCCUUCUAUAACAUCACUGAUCAUGGCUCCCUCAUCUACACCUUCUCUGAAUGUGCCUUCACGGAACCCCUGCGGCCCUUCUUCAACCCUGGUUUCAAUAAUGGAGGAGGAAAUUCAGGCCCUCUGGCCCUCUGCCCGCUGAAAACGGGAUGGUCAAAAUCGGGUGUCCCUUCUCAGCCAUGAACCCUGCCUUUAUCCCAUGAACUCUGAACUGUCUUGUCUCUGCAUAGGUGUCAGGGUCUCGGCAAGCAGGCUUUAGCAGGGAGACCACUGAAAGCCAAAUGACCUUCAAUAUCAAUAUUCCUGCCAUAGAUUCCUUUAGGAUGCCCUCAAGUGAAGGCAAUUCCUCAUAUCUGACUCAAACUCGACCAAAAACCGUGUUUCUGCCUCCUUUAUGUGACUUGUAUAACAAUAUCUCUCUAGGCUAUUGCCUUUGGCUUGUCUUUUUUAUGGUUUGGAAAAGGGCUUCCUAAAUACAUCGUGCUUUCAGUCUCCAA
Messenger RNA from Ictidomys tridecemlineatus (thirteen-lined ground squirrel), 1945 nucleotides. RefSeq names its product tripartite motif containing 21 (gene Trim21). The record is from RefSeq and is a predicted model, not a curated record. Lineage: Eukaryota; Metazoa; Chordata; Mammalia; Rodentia; Sciuridae. Gene Ontology annotation, molecular function: zinc ion binding; ubiquitin-protein transferase activity; protein binding. Gene Ontology annotation, biological process: protein ubiquitination.